This is a messenger RNA of Monodelphis domestica (gray short-tailed opossum), 829 nucleotides long. The record is from RefSeq and is a predicted model, not a curated record. NCBI's taxonomy places the organism in Eukaryota, Metazoa, Chordata, Mammalia, Didelphimorphia, Didelphidae.
AAGAGGGUUCAUCAAUCGAAAUAAGACUCUUUCUUCAGAAAAUGAAGACUAUAUUAUCUUUGUGAGGAAGAAUUACAUCUUGAACCUGAGAAAUCACAUUCCCCAAAAUGUGUUGGACAAGAGUUGGUUGAAGCCUCCUGCCAUCUUGGAAGAUACUUCUGAGAUGCUGAAGAAGAUCUGCACGAGGAACCUGGUGCGGCGGUAUUGUCGGGCGGUGACGCCGCAGAGGAAAGCGCAGAUGCAGGAAAAGGUGGUCACAAGCGACCUGUUCCGAGGGAAGAAGGCCGGCUACCCAGAGAGCCUAAACCAGCCCUUUGCUGAUAGCCGGAUAGAUGAGGCUGCCAUUAAUCCCAAAGUCCUGCAGCUGCUUGGCAGUGAGAAUAUCCAGUAUGGCACACCAGUGGUGAAAUACGACCGCAAUGGAUUCAAGGCGAGGCCACGGCAACUGAUCCUCACCGAGAAAGCGCUGUACGUGGUGGAACUUGCUAAAAUUAAGCAGAGGAUAGAAUAUGAAGCCUUGAACGGUGUCUCCACCAGCAAUCUGAGCGAUGGAAUCUUCGUCAUUCAUGUGUCACCGGAGGAUAUCAAGCAGAAGGGUGAUAUAAUUUUACUGUGUGAACAUAUCUUUGAAACAGUGACUAAACUCUCCAUGAUGGUCAAGAAAGCAGACUUUGUCAAGGUUGUGCAAGGAAGUUUACAAUUUUACAUCAGUUUGGGAAAAGAAGGCACCAUAAUUUUCAAUACUGGACAGGAAGAGCAGAUCUAUAAAGACAAAAAUGGACAGCUAAUAGUGGUGAGUGAUGAUGUGUCGGUCCAGAUGAAAUCCUGA